Molecule: messenger RNA, 915 nt
Organism: Vicia faba (fava bean)
Lineage: Eukaryota; Viridiplantae; Streptophyta; Magnoliopsida; Fabales; Fabaceae
Source: the annotation of a GenBank genome assembly
AUGGAGUUUUGGGGUGCCGAGGUUAAGGUUGGCGAAUCUCUCAAGGUUGAUCCACAACAAUUUGAAGCUUGCAUUCACCUUUCUCAGGCUGCACUUGGUGAAACUAAGAAAGACAAAGCCAAUGAGCCUGUUUUUCUUUACUUGAAAGUUGGUGACCAGAAGUUUGUUUUCGGAACCCUUAACAGAGAGAAAAUUCCUCAGACAACUCUUGAUUUGGUUCUGGACAAGGAAUUUGAGCUUUCUCACAGUUCCAAAACUUCUAGUGUCCAUUUCUGUGGAUACAAAUCUUACUACCCUUAUGAUGAUGUUGAGGGAGAUGAUUAUUCUGAUAGUGAUGAGGAGGAAAUUCCUUUGGCUCAACCCAUAGAAAAUGGGAAAACAGAAACAAAGGCUGAGGACCAGAAAGUUUCUGAAGCUAAGAAAGCUACUGCCAAGAGUGGUACACCUGCCAAGGCUGAUCAACCUGCUAAGAGUGGUCCAUCUGGAAAACAAGUGAAAGUUGUUGAUCCAAAGGAGGAAAAUGAUGAUGAUUCUGAUGAUGAGUCUGAUGAUGAUCUUGAUAGCUCUGAUGAAGAGAUGGACGAUGUUGAUAGUGAAGAUGAGGAUGAGAGUGAUGAAGAAGAUGAAGAGACUCCUGUGAAGAAGGUGGACCAGGGGAAGAAGAGGGCUAAUGAAUCUGCAUCUAAAACCCCUGUUCCUUCCAAGAAGUCAAAAAAUGCCACUCCUGAGAAAACUGAUGGUAAGAAAGUUGUGCACACAGCAACCCCUCACCCCAAGAAAGGUGCAAAGACUCCAAGCACUGAAGCCAAAUCUCCCAAGUCUGCAGGAAAUCUCUCUUGCGGUAGCUGCAGCAAGACAUUCACCUCUGACAGUGCACUUAGUCAGCAUAGCAAGGCCAAACAUGGUGCUCAGUAA